Molecule: messenger RNA, 2352 nt
Organism: Penaeus monodon (black tiger shrimp)
Lineage: Eukaryota; Metazoa; Arthropoda; Malacostraca; Decapoda; Penaeidae
Gene: Nep1
Product: neprilysin-1-like
Biological process (GO): protein processing
Cellular component (GO): plasma membrane
Molecular function (GO): metalloendopeptidase activity
Source: RefSeq, a predicted model, not a curated record
GUUGGCAUUGGUUUUUUUUUCAGAUUCGUCAAGAAUAUGUUUAACCGAAGAAUGUGUAAAGACAGCCGCCUCGCUGCUCUCGGCCAUGGACCAGACGGCGAACCCCUGCACAGACUUCUUUCAGUUCGCGUGCGGGAUGUGGAACAAGAAACACGUGAUCCCCGAGGACCGCGCCUCCAUCAACACCUUCGAAGUGAUGGCCGACCAACUCCAAAAUAUCUUGAGAGGGCUGCUCGAGGAGGACGUAUCGCCGAACGAGGGAUCAGCCACGGCGAAGGCUAAGAUCUUCUACGCCGCCUGCAUGAAUACAAGUCAGAUUGAGGAGAUAGGCGACGCACCCCUGGAGAAGGUGCUGGCCUCGCUCGGGGGCUGGCCGGUCACCUCCCUCAACUGGACGGCUCCUGGCUUCUCGGUGGAGACCCUGAUCGGCCGCCUUCGGGGCGAGCUCAACCAGGGCAUCCUGAUCGACCAGUGGGUGGGACCAGAUGACAAGAACUCCUCCGUCAACGUCAUACAGCUAGACCAGAUGGUCCUCGGGCUUCCCAGUCGCGACUACUUCCUCAGGGCCAACUCUUCUCGUCGUGCCCUCGACGCCUACCUCAAAUUCAUGACGGACGUGGCGGAACUGCUGGGUGCUACACGAGAAGCGGCGAACACAGAGCUCAAGGAAGUGCUAGCGCUGGAGACUCGUCUAGCCAAUGCAACAAUGCCGGAAGCUGACCGUCAUGACACGGGGAGCAACUACAUAAAACUCACCCUGGCGCAGCUGCAGCAGCAGGUGCCGGAGUUCAACUGGACGGACUACCUCUCCGCUUUCCUGAAGGAGAAACUCACGCCUCAGGAGCCAAUCGUAGUAUAUUCCAUGCCUUACCUGAAGCAGCUGGCCAAGAUCAUGGUCACUACGGAGAAGAGAAUACUGUGGAACUACGUGAUGUGGAGGCUGGUGCUGGAGAUGACGCCCCACCUGAGCAGAGCCUAUCAGGCCAGCAGGCACGAGUUCCGCAAAGUCCUCCUGGGAAUACAGUCGGACAGGAACCGCUGGAACCUGUGCAUCGACUGGACUAACAAGAGGCUGGGCAUGGCCGUGGGGGCGCUCUUCAUCAAGGAGAACUUUAACCCCGAGAGUAAGAUGAUCCACACACUGCGGUCGGCGUUCUCGGACCUCCUGGAGGAGAACGACUGGAUGGACGACGAGACCCGUGCCGUGGCCAGGGAGAAGGCCAACGCUAUGAACGAGAAGAUCGGAUACCCCGAGAUGCUCACCAAACCCGACGAGCUGGCCAAGGAGUACGCCAAUCUGACUAUCGUGAAAAACCAGCACCUUCAGAACGUCUUCAGCUGGCUCAAGUUCGACGCAGACAAGAACCUGGGUCGCCUUCGGGAGGACGUCAACAAGGCCAAGUGGUCCACCGCACCAGCUGUCCUCAAUGCGUUCUACAACCCCAACUUCAAUGAUAUUGUGUUCCCGGCGGGGAUCCUGCAGCCGCUCUUCUACUCGCAGCACCUUCCGAAGUCCCUCAACUACGGCGGGAUCGGCGUCGUGAUCGGACACGAGAUGACGCACGGUUUCGACGACAAGGGGCGCCAGUUCGACAAGGACGGGAACCUGAAGCAGUGGUGGAACAACAGGACCAUCCAGGCCUUCCGGAGUCGCGCCCAAUGCAUCAUCGACCAGUACAGUGGCUACAAGGUUGACCAGGUUAACCAGUUCAUCAACGGCAGGAUGACCCAGGGCGAAAAUGCUGACAACGGGGGCAUCAAACAAGCAUACAGGGCUUAUCGUCAGUGGGUCGAGAGGAACGGAGAGGAGAAACUGCUCCCCGGCAUCAAACUCAACCAUGACCAGCUGUUCUUCCUGAACUACGCCAGAAUCUGGUGUGGAACAAUGCGCCCUGAGGACGCCCUCUCCAAGAUCCGGUCCUCAGUGCAUUCCCUUGGACCUAUCCGCGUCCUCGGGCCGCUCUCCAACUCGGAGGACUUCGCGAGGGCCUACCACUGCCCAGUCGGGAGCAGGAUGAACCCGAAGAAGAAGUGCUCCGUGUGGUGAAGGCGCCCGUGGGGAGGACACUGCCACGCGAGUUCCGUUUUCUUUAAUGCACACACCAAAAUGGCGUACUCUUUUUCGACUCCGCGGAAAGAGCAACGUUGGGGCGGGGGCGGCCUGAGGACGAGGCUGCCUCCGGAAGGGCGUGAGGGAAGAGGAGCUUGGGAGGUGGGCGAGGCUGGAUGGCGAAUAAUUUCUUUGGCUCCACGAGGCUUGGGGAGGUAGACAGGCAGUGGUCAUUUGUUUUGCAGCUCCAACAACGGCGAACAAAGGAAUGGAUGUAAACGAAGUUACGAUGGGCGGCAACU